ACACACAUUUUGGUGGCUACCACAAUUUUUGGGGUAACCCCCAACAUUAGUACUAUGUUAUGUUAGUACCAGUGUAAGAAUUUUUUUUUGGAGAUGAUGAACUUUUCAGCCUCAAAAUUUUCUUAAGCAAAAAAAUUUGGAAAAUUCUUAUAAUUUCAAACUCGUGUAUAUAUAUUCUCACCCACAAUUAUCCAAAAUCCAGCCAUCUCUUUUCUUCUUUUGCUCCAACCACCAGAGAAACACUCAAUUUUAAUUUUCAGCUCAUUAGCUAUUUGCUGAAAACUAGGAGUGAGAAAGAUGGCAUCUUCAAAACCGCAUGGUGUAGAAAACGUUGGAAGUUGUUUGAGAAACACCAAAGGCUUCACCCUCCAAGUCCUUACCGGUUGUUGGUUCAUGGAGUUCUCCUCAUUCAUGAUCAUGUCAGUGUCAGGAGCAAGCUACAUGUUUAGUCUUUACUCAAGGGAUAUCAAGUCAGUUUUGGGGUAUGACCAAUCCACCCUCAAUUUCUUAAGCUUCUUCAAAGACUUGGGGUCCAACAUAGGCAUCAUUUCAGGCCUAAUCAACGAGGUAACACCCCCUUGGGUGGUCCUAACAAUUGGUGGGGUUCUCAAUUUUUUUGGGUAUUUCAUAAUUUGGCUUGCAGUGGCCAGAAAAAUUGCUAAGCCCCAAGUUUGGAACAUGUGCUUGUACAUCUUCAUUGGAGCCAAUUCUCACUGUUCCACCAACACUGGAGUCAUUGUCACCAGUGUAAAGAACUUCCCUGGCACAAGGGGCAUUGUAAUUGGCCUCUUGAGUGGGUAUCUUGGCUUGAGUGCAGCUAUCAUCACUCAGAUAUACUAUGCCUUCUAUGGAAAUGAUUCCAAGUUUCUAAUUUUGCUCAUGGCAUGGCUACCAACUGCUGUAACUUUCGUUUUCUUACCAGUUAUCAGGCACCACAGGGGAGUUCAACAGCCAAAUGAUUCCAAGGCUUUCUAUAAUUUCCUCUACACCACUCUUGUCCUUGCAGGGUUCCUCAUGGUGGUGAUCAUAUUGCAAAAACGUUUCACCUUUACAAAGAGUGAGUAUUAUAUCACUACUAGUCUUAUGCUUCUCUUGCUCAUCCUGCCACUUGCUGUUGUUAUGGUUGAAGAAAAAAAGAUAUGGAAGAGGAAACAAGAACAUAUCAACAGUGAAAACCCUCUUAAGGCUUUGAAUAUAACCACAGAGAUGCCAAAUCUGGAGAAGUCUACACAGGCUCCACAAAAGCAAGCUUCCUGUUGGAAAAGCAUGUUCAGGCCACCAAGUAGAGGUGAUGAUUACACAAUACUUCAAGCCCUUUUCAGCCUUGACAUGGUGAUUCUUUUCUUAGCCACAAUUUGUGGACUUGGUGGUACCCUCACUGUGUCAAAUAACUUAAGCCAGAUUGGCACAUCUUUAGGGUAUUCGGCACAUAGUAUAACCACAUUUGUGUCCCUUAUGGCCAUUUGGAUCUAUAUGGGUAAGAUUGUACAGGGAGUGGUCUCAGAAAUUAUCAUAGCAAAAUUCAAAGUCCCUAGGCCUAUGAUAUUCACAUUAAUUCUUGUAUUACCUUGUGCUGGUUACCUUCUAAUUGCUUUCGAUGUCCCAAAUGGUCUCUAUGCGGCCUCAAUUAUAAUUGGGUUCUGCUUUGGGGCUAACUGGCCACUACUAUUUACCAUCAUAUCUGAACUUUUUGGUCUUAAAUUUUACUCAACUUUGUACAAUGUUGGGUCAGUGGCAAGUCCAAUUGGGUCAUACCUUUUCAGUGUAAGGCUUGCAGGGUAUUUGUAUGACAAGGAAGCCACUAGGCAAAUGGCAGCAUUAGGACUAAAGAGGAGGCCUGGGGAGGAGUUGAAUUGCAAUGGGAGUGAGUGUUACAAAAUGGCUUUCAUUAUAAUCACUGCAGUUAGCUUGUUUGGGGCACUUGUGUCUCUCAUCCUGGUGUUAAGGACUAGAGAGUUCUAUAAAGGUGAUAUAUACAAGAAGUUCAGAGAGGAAGCUAGAACUGCUGAAGCUGAAUUUUGUCCAACUCAGAACAAGAAUGGACAAACUGCUGCAUAUGAAGGCUAGAUAUCAUUGGCAUGGAAUUGAUAAAUGAUUGACAUAGAUAUCAAAAUGAAAUUAGAACCAGGGAGCUUAAGCAAUAACAAAUGCAAUUAAAUUUCCAUUAGUUUGUAGUUGAUGUCAUGUUAGGUUCUAGUGAUGUUAUGUUUUCUUUUCAAUGAAGUAAAAAAAUAUAUCAGCUUGUAACAAAUCAAUAUUGUGAUCAGCAACCUUUAUUUUAGCAAAGAAAAUUUGAAGAAAAAAAGACCUA
This is a messenger RNA of Glycine soja, 2311 nucleotides long. RefSeq lists its product as uncharacterized. NCBI's taxonomy places the organism in Eukaryota, Viridiplantae, Streptophyta, Magnoliopsida, Fabales, Fabaceae. Gene Ontology annotation, cellular component: membrane. The transcript has a single exon. Gene Ontology annotation, molecular function: transmembrane transporter activity. Bases 298 to 2067 code for a protein of 589 amino acids. Gene Ontology annotation, biological process: transmembrane transport. The record is from RefSeq and is a predicted model, not a curated record.